AUGGCGUUCAUUGACCCCAAAAAGAUCAAGGUGUUUGUUCUGGACGAGGCUGACGUGGUGAUAGCAACUCAAGGCCACCAAGACCAGAGCAUCCGCAUCCAGAGGAUGCUGCCCAGAAACUGCCAGAUGCUGCUCUUCUCUGCCACCUUUGAAGACUCAGUGUGGAAGUUUGCCCAGAAGGUGGUCCCAGACCCCAACAUCAUCAAACUUAAGCGUGAAGAGGAGACUUUGGACGCCAUCAAACAGUAUUAUGUCGUUUGCAACAACAGAGAGGAGAAGUUCCAGGCCCUGUGCAACCUGUACGGGGCCAUCACCAUCGCCCAAGCCAUGAUCUUCUGCCAUACCCACAAAACAGCUAGCUGGCUGGCAGCGGAGCUCUCCAAGGAGGGCCACCAGGUGGCUCUGCUGAGUGGGGAGAUGAUGGUGGAGCAGAAGGCAGCUGUGAUUGAGCGCGUCCGAGAAGGCAAAGAGAAGGUCCUGGUGACCACCAACGUGUGUGCCCGUGGCAUUGAUGUUGAACAAGUGUCUGUCGUCAUCAAUUUUGACCUUCCUGUGGACAAGGACCGGAACCCGGACGAGACCUACCUGCACUGCAUCGGGCGCAGGGGCCGCUUUGGCAAGAGAGGUCUGGCUGUAAACAUGGUUGACAGCAAGCACAGCAUGAAUAUCCUCAAUAGAAUCCAGGAGUGGCUGGAGAAUAAGAACACUUUCAAAAUUGGCCACCAAGUGAUGCAGACCGGAGAGCGAAGGUCUGCAGAGGCUGAGAUCGCCAGCCGUCCGGACAGCUAUGAUGAUUGCAAUAAAUGUGAGCACAACCUGUAA
Messenger RNA from Microtus oregoni (creeping vole), 822 nucleotides. RefSeq names its product ATP-dependent RNA helicase DDX19A-like. Gene Ontology annotation, cellular component: cytoplasmic stress granule; nucleus. Lineage: Eukaryota; Metazoa; Chordata; Mammalia; Rodentia; Cricetidae. The coding region runs from base 1 to 822 and encodes 273 amino acids. Gene Ontology annotation, molecular function: RNA binding; RNA helicase activity; ATP binding. The transcript is spliced from 3 exons. The record is from RefSeq and is a predicted model, not a curated record. Gene Ontology annotation, biological process: poly(A)+ mRNA export from nucleus.